AUGGACAUUUUUAAAGGGGUGGAAACUGUGCCAGUCGACAGGGAGAGGUUUAUGAUAUUCAAUAGAAAGUGUCUCUCGAAAAGCCUUGUAUUUGGGAGUAUUGAUGACAUUCACAGCGUCGCUGAAAAUCAGGGAUUGAGGGUUUAUGUAAAAGAGUCUAAUUUCUCAACGUUUACCAAAACAUACCUUUCGGCUAAUUCAGCGGGUGAAAUUUAUUCAAGCCAAAGCGAGGACGACAAUUCUGAAAUUACAGUGAUAUUGCCACAAGAACUGGCAGCAAAAGCCAAAGAGCAGCACAAUGAUUUUUCAAGGAUUGUGUUUGCUGUGAUUGACAACCUAACUCUUUUUGAGUUCGAGGAUGACCGCAGCAUUUUAAACAGAAAGGUGGUUGGAGUUAUAGUGGGAAACACAAGCAUUGAAAACAUCACAGAGCCGGUGACUAUUAACAUCGAACAUGAUGAAACACUGCAGGACAAUUCAUUCCAUCAGUGUGUCUUCUGGCUUGAUGUCGACGACGAAAGUACACCAGGUCACUGGGAUCCUGCUGGUUGUCAAACAGAAACUCGGAAUAAUCAAACUAUUUGCUAUUGCCACCACUUGUCUUUCUUCGCUGUGUUACUGGAUUUUCAAAGAAAGGACAUGGCUUUGCAUGAGGAGGUGCUGGUAUCGCUGACGUACAUCACCCAGAUUGGCUGUGGCAUUUCUGCUAUCUUCUCAGCCCUCAAUGUAAUUCUAUACUUUGUGUACAGAAAUUUCAAAAGUGAUCAUGCUACCGUGAUCCACAUCAAUCUCAGCGCAGCUUUAUUUCUGCUGAAUAUGACCUUCAUGAUCAACGUGUGGGCUACUUCCUCCAGCUCUGAUGGUGUGUGUAAGCUCUUGGCUGUGUGUAUGCAUUACUCAUUGCUCUGCAGUUUUACAUGGAUGGCAAUUGAAGCUUUUCACCUGUACAUCAUGCUGAUCAAAGUCUUCAACAGCUACAUAAGAGGCUACAUUCUGAAAUUGGCCCUUGUUGGCUGGGUGAAGUGUAAGCAUGGAUAUUUGUUCAACGGAAAUCAUUUUGUUUCAUCGACAGCCAUGCCUGCUGUAGUGGUGAUUUUGUGUGUUUCAACAAAAAAAGACAACUAUGGCCAGUAUGUGAUUCAGAGUCAGAACAAUUCUAGCUCUACCUCAGUGUGCUGGAUAACAACGAACAUUGUCCAUUAUGUUACAAACGGUGCUUAUUUUACAGUCAUAUGGCUGUGCAAUACAAUAAUAUUCGUUACUGUGUGCAUCAUGUUGGUUCAAAUGAAAAAUGUUCAACGCAACUGGAAUGAGAAAGGGAAUGCUUGGAAGGAUAUAUGGCUAACUUUGGGUCUAUCUUGCUUGCUCGGCACCACAUGGGCUCUGGCUUUCUUGCAAUUUGGCCCUCUGCACAUAGCUACCCUGUACCUGUUCACCAUCUUCAACUCCUUACAAGGUUAG
Messenger RNA from Callorhinchus milii (elephant shark), 1461 nucleotides. Its product is annotated as adhesion G-protein coupled receptor G2-like. The coding region runs from base 1 to 1461 and encodes 486 amino acids. The transcript is spliced from 10 exons. Gene Ontology annotation, cellular component: membrane. NCBI's taxonomy places the organism in Eukaryota, Metazoa, Chordata, Chondrichthyes, Chimaeriformes, Callorhinchidae. Gene Ontology annotation, biological process: cell surface receptor signaling pathway; adenylate cyclase-activating G protein-coupled receptor signaling pathway. Gene Ontology annotation, molecular function: G protein-coupled receptor activity. The record is from RefSeq and is a predicted model, not a curated record.